Molecule: messenger RNA, 5248 nt
Organism: Sclerotinia trifoliorum
Lineage: Eukaryota; Fungi; Ascomycota; Leotiomycetes; Helotiales; Sclerotiniaceae
Source: the annotation of a GenBank genome assembly
AUAAUAAAUCGAUUAUUGAUUAUUAUGUUUUGCUGAGAGAGAGAUAGGAAGCACAGACAACCGACAACCCAUCACAAUUUGGUUUCUUUCUCCACCAUCUAUCUAUCAUCUCACACUUUACCAAAAUUGACCUUACCACCUUUUUUUAACCCUCAACCCGCAAUAAAUCAAACUAAAAAGAGCCAGACGACCUCUAACCCAGCCGGGACUAAUAAGAACUUACCACCUACACUUACAACAACGACUAUCAAGAAAGGCCGAAUACAUUGACCUCCAUCACUGCCUCCCCUCACCUCAUUUCACCUCACCACCUCCCAACAACGAAGAACAAAUAAACACCUUCCACUGCCUCACUUACAACAAAAUUAUACAACAAUUCAUCAUGGCUUGCUGAUAACCUUUUCACUCAUAUUUGGUUUUAACUGGGGCAAACAUUGCCAGAAACUUGACCACCAAAGAUGUCUGCACUCGACGUGCUUUCACCACCACCACCAUCACAACCAUACAACAAUGGAUCCAACAACAUUUCCAAGAAACUCUGCGGGAAGCACUCCAUCUUCGAGUCCAGGUCUAUUUAGUCCUUCCAAUUUACAUCGUCAAUCUCUACCAUUUUUCGACCAUGGAACUCCCCAUUCGAGUCCUUAUCUUCAUCCUUUGCAGAUGCAUAGAGUAAGAGAGUAAGUUAUCCUCUCUCCUUGCGCACUUCAUUUAUAUCGAGAUUUCUUCUUCACUUUGGUCUGCGAAGCUUAUCAUUGGGUAUCUACAACUUGUACUACCUUGGCAAGUAUCGACCGGUUAUCAACACAUCCAUUUGCUUAGCCUCGCCACUUUGACAAACUAUUGGCUACUGACUCACUAACUUAUUUCUUCUUACCGCAGAACUCACAAAGCACAAGUCGAACAAGAUUUCAUCACCGGAAGGAAACUCAUCAAUCAAUAUGAGAUUAUCGAUGAAAUCGGGAGAGGCGUACAUGGAAAAGUAAAAUUGGCCCGGAGCCUUGAAACUCAAGAUUAUGUCGCCAUCAAGAUUAUUCAAAGGUUUUCAAAGAAAAGAAGGCUUGGGAGGGUUACCGUUUCUCCCGAGGACAAAACUAAGAGAGAGAUUGCCAUCCUCAAGAAAAUUCGUCACCCCAAUGUUGUCGGUCUACUGGAAGUUAUUGAUGACCCGGAGUUGAAAAAGAUAUACAUGGUUCUUGAGCACGUCGAAUUAGGAGAAAUAGUAUGGCGUCGAAAGGGAGUUCGAAAGAUAUCUCUAUAUGAGAGGCGGAGAAUUGAAAGAGAAAUUAGGGGUGAGGACGAUCAGGGAAAUGACGAGGCAUACUUCGAGACUCUCAAACGUCGGCGACAACGGAAAGAGAUGAAGAGAGCAAAGCUUUUACAGUUUCAAGGAAAUGGAGAGUUUUGGAGUUUGGAACAUGGGGAUGAUGAUAAAGAAGAAGAAGAUCGUUCCGAGUUAGCGCCUCUGUCGCGAGUUACUACGAGAGAAUCCUACGUAUCCUUAUCGCACACUUCCCUUGUCCGAUCAGCCCCUGGAUCUAUCAAAAGCUCUCGAGCCACAUCUAGAGCACCGACUGCACAAAGUUCCCGUGCCCCCACACCCUUACCGGGACCGGUAGACUAUGACAUCGGACCAAUAGAUAGUGACAAUGAAGAGGAUGCACCCGGCUCGUAUGUUUCACGUACUUCGGCUAUGGCUUUGGAAGGCACAAUGUACGGGUCUUACGCGGAAGAUCCACUGUAUCGGGAGAGAUCUCCUAGUAUGGCCGACAGUAUUAUUUCUCACAUGUCUUCAAUAGAUGACAUGACACAACAUGAUGCUUUCGAGGACGAUUUCUCCUAUGUUCCAUGCUUUACUUUGGAUCAAGCUAGAUCGGCUUUUCGAGACACCGUUCUGGGAUUGGAGUAUCUACAUUACGAAGGUAUCGUUCACCGAGAUAUCAAGCCUGCUAAUCUGCUGUGGACAAGGGAUCACCGCGUCAAAAUCUCCGAUUUUGGUGUAUCAUAUUUCGGUCGACCCAUUAGAGAAGGAGAAACAGAAGAGAAUAUUUCCGAAGCUGACGCGACCGACUUCGAUGAUGAUCUGGAGUUGGCCAAGACUGUUGGAACACCUGCUUUCUUCGCUCCCGAAUUGUGUUAUACCGACAUAGAUAUCGAACAACCAAGGAUCACAGAACAAAUUGAUGUAUGGUCUUUGGGGAUCACUCUCUAUUGCCUGAUAUAUGCCCGCAUUCCAUUUAUGGCAGAGGAUGAAUACCAAUUAUUCAAGGCCAUCGCAAAAGAAGAUGUCUAUAUUCCUAGAAAAAGAUUAAAGGCUGUCGAUCCAGGUAAUCCAACCUCACACUUUAGCAGAAGGAUGGGGCCAUGGGACGGGCCGUAUAGGGAUGAAGGGGAUCUGUCUUACGAAGAGAUCGAUGAUGAACUAUACGAUUUACUCAGGAGAAUGUUGAUCAAAGACCCCGCCGAGCGGAUCAAACUUAGGGAAGUCAAGCGACAUCCAUGGACUAUCAAAGGCAUUGAGAAUAUCAUUGGUUGGCUUGACGAUACAGACCCAUCACGCAAGACAGCAGGACGCAGGAUCGAAGUUGAUAAGAGCGAAUUGGAACGUGCCGUUGUACCUAUUACGUUUUUGGAGCGCGCCCGGUCGACCUUGAAGAAGACUUUAGGCAAAGUCACAAGUGUGAUGAGAAAUGAUAAGCAUGAAGGAUCCCGCAAGAGGGCUACAAGCAAUGCUACAAACACAAGUUCAGGUGCCGAAAAUCCCACCCAUGCCCCACCAUUUACUCCUAUUUUGCGCGAGAUGGUUCGUCGAGCCAGUCUUCGUGGAGAUGAAUACUUUUCAUCUAAUGGCGACUCUCACAAUGAUCACCAUAAAGAAUCAACGGAGCACCCUUUAGCUCAGAGUCAAACGGCUAGCCCUGAUGCGGUACCGUGCGAUCCAUUUCAGCAGGACUUUACCCUUUCUUCCUCGGUAGGAGCAACCCCCCAACGUUCUGGAUCCUCUUUGGCAUCAUCAAAUUUUGAUGCAAGACCAGGUCCACCGGAACGCGCUAUCUCGGGGACGCCAUCGAUUGCGACGGUCGUUCAUCGAGGUCACUCAUAUUCGAGAUCGGUAAAUCACGCAUUUUCUGGAAGCCCCCCUGCGGAAGAAUGUCCAAGAACGCCAGGUCCUUUUACGGAUCACAUGGGGCAAAUAUUUGGAGGACAUUUAUGGAAUCCUAGAGGUCGAGAAUCCUUGAUUGAGAUUGAUGAAAGCGCAUCAUCGAGGGCAAGAUCUGUUGACCGGGCUCUCUUUAAUGCGGAAGACAAGCAUGCAUCCGCCAGCGUCGCAAUGAGUCCUGCGCUCGCCCCUGGACUUUUCGGACAUUCCCGCUCAAUCCAUUCCUCCGAGACUAGUCCAAUUAACGCUUAUUUUGACAGGCCAUUACCCUCACCCUUGUUCUUCCAACCUUACCUUUUUGACAAGCACCAACCGGUUUCCUCAGCAUCGACGCCUAACGUCAUGAGUACCCAAUAUGCUGCGUCAAUCCUUGAAGAUAGACCCGCCACAGCCAAUCGAAAUCCGGAAGGAAGAACACCUCCACCGAGAAUAUAUGGCGCGAGCACACCUGAAUCAUUUCAAAGAGCUCAAGAACAACUUGAUCGACGAAGAAGGAUCGAAGCCGAUGCAAAUGUAAAAAGACUUGAGUUUCACAGCUCGAACCUCAAAUUAGAAACUGCUCCUUUGAAAAAUUGUCCGACAUCACCCGAUGAUAAAAUUUUCGCUCAAAAACAAGAGGACGCUGCCAAACGUGCUCGGUCGUGCAGCUCGGUCAACUCGACAAGUCUCAUAUCGCCAGGUGAUGUCGGUGAUAUAACCUCCCCGUCUGAUGUCAAUUCGCCUAUAUCCUCGGUGGCUCUUGGUUCACAAGAACAAAUUUUCCCAUCGGUCCCUUCAUUACCUGCUUUAGUAUCUGGCUCAUCCUCUGUAUCUGCUGAUCCAGAGGGUGAUAUGCUUCAAGACCCUGGCACGUGUCCAACGCAUACCAUCUACGAUACCACCGAGACAAUCACACCUAUAUUUUCUAAACAAUCUUCGGAUAACGAAACUUUAACAAUUUCGGACGAUCAUGUUGCUAUUCAUCCCGUCAAUACUCACCCUUAUGAAGAUACGGAUGAGGAGGGGUAUAAUGGUGAUGGUGAUAACAGUAUGAAUGCGGAUAUUGAUGAUUCGGAUAGUGAUGAAGGUCUUACAAUGGUGAGGAAAAAACCAAAGACAAAGUUGGCAGGGAUGGGUAGUCAUGGUAGAAGAGGUACCAACGCAAGUGUUGGUAGCACAGAUACUGCCAAGAAAGUUUCGAUGGAGGCAUGAGAUUAUGUGAUGUUGGCUGGUAAACCUCUGAUUUGAGGUGAUAUUUUCUGGGAAUUGAAACUGCAUGGCUCUCCUUUUCUCGACGUCCGUUAUUCAUUUGAUGGCCAACGAAAAGAAUCGUGAGGUUGGUUCCGGAACAGGAAUGAGAUUCAUCAUGGAAAAGUAACAAUUACUAAAGCACCACUCUUUUAUCCUGAACAGCGAAGAAUCCGAUGAGGGAUGAAGCAAAUGUGAGGGACGAUUGAGAUUCAAUCACAGCCUCUUGCGAAGAUCAGAACUCCUCUUGUGGAAAGAAGUGUAGGUUAUGAUGGAUUAUGUUAUUAUGAUUUCGUGUUCACCUUUUCCCAUUCGGGUUUUAUAUUAUUUGCCCAGUGGAGCUUUAAGCUUGGAAGAAGCAAAGAUAGGGGUAUGUUAUGAGAGGGUGGAUGGGAUUCUGAACCGUUGUGGUUUAGUUUUGUUUUAAGAUGCUGGCGGGAAUUUUGAUGCAUACUGCAUGGAAAGGGAUGGGAUAUUUUCUUUUUUCAAGAGGAGUUAUGGCGUAAGCAAGAUGUGGUGCAUUGCAUAUAUAGGGGAGGGUACACAAACAUGAAGAGAAGAAUGGAUGGGAUUAAGUAAGAAAGGAAGGUACUCGGAAAUCGGAGAUAUGAUGUUUUGAAGGUUGUGAAUACUGCUUCUUGAGCUGAGAAUCUGCUUACUAUAUAUAAUCAUUGAGAUUGGGUGGAGGAGAAUGGAAAGAAUAUGGGAAGGGAAGAAAUGUGUGGUGGUGGUGAUUGGAUGUAGGUAUGGUUGAGUGGUGGAUGGGAAUUGAAAUGAGAAGAUGUGAUACCUAGAGAUGAGAAGAAUUGAUAUGCAUAAGAUGAAUACACGAGAUGAGAUAUUUGUUUAUAUUUGUAUUAUAGU